AUGCCACGAAUCUUCCUCUCUUCCCCUUGCAAAAUCCCCCCGCACUUAGCGAGCUAUCCAUAUUCCUUUCCUGUAUUCUGUGACAAACAUGCUCUCAUAUCCUGCAUGUUUCAGUGUCACUAG
Penicillium digitatum Pd1 is the source of this 123-nucleotide messenger RNA. The record is from RefSeq and is a predicted model, not a curated record. Lineage: Eukaryota; Fungi; Ascomycota; Eurotiomycetes; Eurotiales; Aspergillaceae.